Messenger RNA from Carica papaya (papaya), 3397 nucleotides. The record is from RefSeq and is a predicted model, not a curated record. Lineage: Eukaryota; Viridiplantae; Streptophyta; Magnoliopsida; Brassicales; Caricaceae.
GCAAGCAUAUAUUGCAGGCAGCAAGCCAACAACACUCACUCCUUUAACUUUUGUUUCAUAAUUACGCUGCCUUCUUUCCGAAUUUGAUCCACAAGCUCUCCGAAUUCUUGGACUUUUCAAAAAAAAAAAAAAAAUCUCAUUUCAAAAUCCCCGAAUUUCCAUUCUGAUUUGCUUAUCUGAGAAACUGAAGUGAGAAAAUUGGGAAGGAAGAAGAGUGGUAGCUGCAGAACCAGACGCACCAAUGACUUCAGAUAGCAGAGCAGCACAUACACAGGAUCCACAUCGCCAUCGCCACCAUAGCAACCAACCUCAGUCCUCCGGCACCAGCAAUCUUAGACCGCAGACGAACACAGACUCCAUUAGCAAAGCCAUUGCUCAGUAUACAGUGGAUGCGCGGCUCCACGCAGUUUUCGAGCAAUCCGGUGAGUCAGGUAAGUCUUUUGACUACUCUCAGUCGCUAAAAACCACCACGCAAUCCGUCCCUGAGCAGCAAAUUACCGCUUAUUUGUCGAAAAUUCAACGUGGCGGCCACAUACAGCCUUUUGGUUGCAUGAUAGCAGUCGAUGAAGCUUCUUUUCGCAUCAUUGCAUGCAGCGAAAACGCCCGGGAAAUGCUCGGCUUGACCCCCCAAUCAGUGCCUAGUCUCGAUAAUCCUGAGAUUUUGACAAUUGGGACCGAUGUGCGGACCCUUUUUACGCCCUCCAGUGCCGUUUUGCUGGAGAGGGCGUUUGGGGCGCGGGAAAUCACGUUGUUGAAUCCGGUUUGGAUUCACUCGAAAAAUUCUGGGAAACCCUUCUACGCUAUUUUGCACAGGAUCGAUGUGGGUAUUGUGAUUGACUUGGAGCCUGCGAGGACAGAGGACCCUGCCCUGUCUAUUGCAGGGGCUGUGCAGUCACAGAAGUUAGCCGUGCGUGCAAUUUCCCAGUUGCAGUCGCUUCCUGGCGGGGAUAUUAAACUCUUAUGUGACACUGUUGUAGAGUGUGUGAAGGAGCUUACUGGGUACGAUAGAGUCAUGGUGUAUAAGUUUCAUGAAGAUGAGCAUGGUGAGGUUGUAGCUGAGAGCAAGAGGCCUGACUUGGAGCCUUAUAUUGGGUUGCAUUAUCCGGCCACGGAUAUCCCUCAGGCCUCAAGAUUCUUGUUCAAGCAGAAUAGGGUUAGGAUGAUAGUGGAUUGCCACGCCACGCCUGUGCGCGUUAUUCAGGAUGAAGGGCUUAUGCAGCCUCUCUGCCUGGUGGGUUCAACUCUUCGGGCUCCUCAUGGUUGCCAUGCUCAGUACAUGGCAAACAUGGGUUCAAUUGCCUCUUUGGCCAUGGCAGUUAUCAUUAAUGGAAGCGAUGAGGAAACUACUGGAGGGAGGAAUCCAACAAGGCUUUGGGGUCUGGUUGUUUGCCAUCACACUUCUUCUCGCUGCAUUCCCUUUCCCCUCCGGUAUGCUUGUGAGUUCUUAAUGCAGGCUUUUGGACUGCAAUUGAACAUGGAGUUGCAGUUGGCAUCACAGAUGUCAGAGAAACGGGUUUUGAGGACCCAGACUCUCCUGUGUGAUAUGCUUCUUCGUGACUCUCCUACUGCCCUUGUUACUCAAAGUCCCAGCAUAGUGGAUCUAGUUAAAUGUGAUGGGGCAGCUCUCUAUUACCAAGGGAAGUACUAUCCUGUUGGUGUGACCCCAACUGAGACACAGAUAAAGGAUAUCAUGGAGUGGUUGAAGGCAUACCAUGGGGACUCCACAGGUCUAAGUACAGAUAGUCUGGCCGAUGCUGGAUAUCCUGGAGCAGCCUCCCUUGGUGAUGCUGUUUGUGGGAUGGCUGUUGCUUAUAUCACCAAACGAGAUUUUCUAUUCUGGUUCCGAUCUCAUACUGCAAAAGAGGUCAAGUGGGGAGGUGCAAAGCAUCACCCUGAAGAAAAAGAUGAUGGACAAAGGAUGCAUCCUCGUUCCUCAUUUAAGGCUUUUCUGGAAGUUGUUAAGAGCCGUAGUCUGCCAUGGGAGAAUGCUGAAAUGGAUGCCAUUCACUCCUUGCAGCUUAUUCUCCGAGACUCCUUUAGAGAUGCUGAAGCAAGCAAUUCUACUGUUGUGCAUUCCCAACUUGGGGAUCUGGACUUGCAAGGAAUUGAUGAGCUCAGCUCGGUUGCCAGGGAAAUGGUGAGGUUAAUUGAGACUGCGAAUGCUCCCAUAUUUGCUGUAGAUGUUGAUGGUCGUAUAAACGGAUGGAAUGCAAAGGUUGCCGAGCUAAACAGGCUUUCAGUUGAGGGAGAUAUGCGAAAAUCCGUGGUUUCGGAUAUAAAUUACAAGGAAUAUGAAGAAACAGACAAGCUCCUUUCUCGUGCAAUAAACAUUAUGAGCUUGUUGAUUAGUUCACUGGAGCUUGACAAGGCUGAAUUUUUCCUCGGGAGUGUCAUAAAUGCCGUUGUUAGCCAAGUAAUGAUCCUACUGAGAGAGAGAAAUCUGCAGUUGAUUCGAGAUAUUCCAGAAGAAAUCAAGACACUAGCUGUAUAUGGCGAUCAGGCAAGAUUGCAACAGGUUUUGGCUGAUUUUUUAUUGAAUAUGGUGCAUUAUGCACCAUCUACAGAAGGUUGGGUAGAGAUUCACGUCCGUCCAAUACUGAAGCAAAUUUCUGAUGGACUUAUCAUUGUUCAUAUAGAAUUCAGGAUGGUAUGCCCUGGUGAAGGUCUACCUCCCGAACUGGUUCAAGAUAUGUUCCAUAGCAAUCAGUGGAUGACUCAGGAGGGUUUAGGGCUCAGCAUGUGCAGGAAGAUUCUAAAGCUAAUGAAUGGUGAAGUACAGUAUAUCAGAGAAUCAGAACGAUGCUAUUUCUUAAUUAUUCUUGAACUUCCAAUGCCCCGAAGAGGUUCAAAGAGUGUUGGCUAGGUUAUUUACUCUUGACAUGCAUCAAGCCUCAGGCCUCUCUUGAACUCAACUCAACCUAAAGAUACAACUUCUGGUGUAUAUAAUCUCAGUAUGGUACAUGGCUUUCUAUCAAAGCCUCCUUAUUUGGCUAAUGGAUAUCUAAUAAUACUAGAAUUUCAGUAUACACCCUGUAGGGGGAGUAGGAGGCAUCUCAUUAGUUUCUAGCUUGAGUGUAGUUAUAUUCUAUUGUGAUUAUAGUGAUGCCAGAUUUAAUGCAAUCUCGUUCUGCCAAUUGCGAUUUGAGAAGGAGCAUUUCAGUUGGAAAUGCUGUAAAGUGGCGGCUGUCGUGGAGUCGAGGUUCCUCCCAGUGUAAGAGAAUAUAGUGUUAGUAUAUCAUGUGUACUAUAUCCCAUUGAGUUUCUAAAUAAUUAAGAUAUAUAUUCACCUUCAUUUGACUGAUGAAGUUAGCUUUUUUAUUCUUAUCGUCUGUAUAUAAUAAAUUAAAUUGUUCACCUCUAUAUGUCGAAAUGUAUGGAAAAUGAGCCUUCUGAUAAA